CCACGGCGCAGGCUCGGCUCCGUUUUAUUUACGUUUCUUAUAAUAGGAUCCUCUUUAAACCGAGGGAGAGUCGAAAAUAAAUGAUAAUGAAAACGGCUGUCACGCUGGGGAAAAUGCAGUUCACGACACGCCACACGCCGAAAUGAACGUCGUUUCGAAAAGUCCCCGGUGGAAAAAAAGGAACCGACGACCUUGACCCCUUUGUUUUUCCGUUUCCCCUUGCCUUUAUCUCAAUCUUUGGAUGUUUCCUUCGGUUAUUCUUUCCACAGGAACUAUUAAAUUUUCUCGAGUGUGUUAAAAGUUUUGUCGAGGGUCGAUAAGUACGGUUUGAGAAUUUGACUUUUUGAGAGAUGGCAAAUUUAAUAACCCCCAUCCCCCCACUAUUAAGUUAUGGAUUGGAUCUAAUGACGUCAGAGCCAAUGGUGUGUUUCCUCGGUGUAUUUACAUGGAACGAUCCCCGCCGGAUAUCGGUCGCUCGGACGUCUCGGUAAGUGAAACGCAUCAGUUUUUUCUUCCCGGCCGUCGUAGUGGCGCGACGCGUCGCUCGGCCCCGGAGUCGAAAGACAAAGGGAUUCCAAUCGAAAUGCGGACCGGCCGAGGCGUAACUCCGAGCGCCGAGGUUAACCCGAUCCGACCCUGGGCCGGGGGACUUUUCGCCCGAUAACCUUUUUCGCCUCUGCCUCGCUCGGUUCCUCGACUCGGGAGGAGAGCUUUUUACAAAAAGUGGCGUACCGUUGACGCCGGGUGGAAGUGGCGGAGAAGGGAAUCGGCGAAUUCCAUCCCCCCCAUUCUCUCUCCCUCGCCCCAACCCCCGCUCCUCCACCUCCCAUUCCACUCUCGUUUAUCCCCGGUCUCUCCGUUCCAUUCCCCUUCUCUUCGCUUUCCUUCCUAUCGUCCGCCCUUUGCAUUUUAUUUCUAAAAAAAAUCCUGCCUAGUGUAGUGGGGGUGAAAUUGUGCCGGGGAACGAUCAAAUUUUGAGCUUUUCCAAAUGCCCCCCCUCUCACCAUCCGUGGGGGGAAAAAAGCGGCUUUCGGAUAUAAGCUGUAAGCCUUUAAAAGUAAGAACGUCCCCCUUUUUCUUUUUUCCCCCAUCGAGACGGUUCGUCUAUCAAAUCAGAAAUCAAAUCGGAAAACGAGAUUAAAAAAACUCAAAAAAGAACUUUUAAGCCCUAAUUGGCCAUUCAGGUGUUAUUGAUUUUCCAAGUGUGACGUCUUAAGCGACACUUUGUUUUUUUAAGCCUUUUCCGGAUCCGGGCUCUAUCGAAAAACAAUCAAACCUGAUGAAACAAAAAACAAAAACUUCUCUUUUAUUUCUUUAUUGAAAACGAAAGUCAACAAAAUCGAAACUCUUUCUAAAAAGGAAUCGUUUUGAAAGGAAAAAGCGAUUAAAAGGCGAUAAAGAUCGUAAUACGACAAAACUGUCGUGGACGGCGCAGCGAUUAGGGAGGUUGGCAAAAGUGUUUAUCUUUUAAAAGGAGUCCGGGAUUUGUCGAGGGGGGUGGUGGUAACAUUGUAUUAGUAAAUGGAAAUGGCCGUUUACCGUAAUUUCGAGAACAAAACAUAAAAAGGUCGAAAUCUUUCGACGGUUUAUCGUCUCGUUUGUCGUUCGACGAUUGUUUUACGAUUUGGACCGCGGGCCAUCGCUUUCUAAGCGCGUGCUUUUGUUUUGUCCGGUCCGCUUUUGACGGGAACGGAAAGGUUUCGCGAUGCCCGACCAUCCUUCGCCGAUAUUUGUUUGUUGUCGACGGAUCGGUUUCGAUCUCGCGGGACGAUUUUCGACCUAGGCGACAUGUCAACGUGUUUUACCAUUUUUAAAACACAAUGAAUAAAACGCGUUGAAAGAAAACAAAAGCGGUAUGUAGAAAAAGUAAGAAAAAAAGGCGCAAAAGGAUAGCGUUUCUGAUUUUUUUUUAUUCUGGAUCGUUUUUCUCUUUUUUUCCUCACUCCAUUUCGAUAUUUGUGGUGGAUUUUAAUCCAGCGGGAACCAAACUGGAAAUUAACACUUUUCCCAAGUUGUACGUCGUAAUCGUCGAUUUUUUUAAAACAAGAAAUAAUCGUUUUCCAGCAAUUUCUGGCUCCAGUAUCGCCGCCGUCCACUGCUGGAGCUAGGUUUUGGUAACGGAAGGCAUCGUGGACUCUUUAUCUCAAGCUCUGUUAGAGGGGCGUCCCUCCGGCUCUCUACUCCUAACUCCACAACAAUUGCAGCAACUGCAAAGAUUUCAAGUUGCUCAGGAGCAGGCGGGAGGUGCCUUAACCCUCACACUACAGCAGGGAGGUAGUGGGGUGGCGCCCCAGUUGGUACUGGCUCCUCAGGGUUUCUUGACAGCUGGAGGGGGGUCAGGUCAACCAACUGCAGAACAUAUUUUGCAUACAUCACAACAAAUUGGUCAUACUAGUAUUCAGCAUGUACUACAAAGCAGUAUUAGCCAUGUACGGCAAGCUAGCAUUUUGCAGUCGAGUCUUCAACUCCCUGCGACACAUACUACCCAGGUUACUAAUACAGGUGAACUUCGGAACUGCAGUGAUAAGGCAGUCGGUUCCCCUGUUACGAGCGUUGGAACACCAACAUCGCCCUUUUCACCCCGUUCACUCACCCCUUCCCCUUCUCCGACCCAAAGGGUUGUCACUCCUCAACCCCCUGUUCUUCAGCUCUUUCACCAACAGGCUACAACACGCAAUGCUGUUCAAAACAGUGUUGCAGCCCAGGCUGCAAUAAAGGCGAAACAGCCCCCUCAAAUACUUCCCAAGCCUCCCGGUAGUGGUGGGAGUUUGACAGCUUCCAACACAGUCACAAAGUCUGCCCAAACUGUUGCACCACAACAAAACCAAAUUCCCCAACAAGGAACUUUAUUGCUCAAUCAAGUGCUUCCAAAUGGUGCUGUGCUUGUGCAGCAACAGACGAGCAGUGGAGUGCAACUGAUUUUAAAAUCGCCUCCGCCUCAAAGUCAGGGAAAACCGGGGUUAGUCUUGGCGAAUGGAGGGAUUCAGCCUCAAGCAGUCAUAGUCCAAGGAAGGACACAAGCACAUCAGGUGUUGAGGUUCGUGCCUAGUCAAGUGCAGCUGCAGCAGAUUCAAACUUCAUCCGGUCCGACUAUCAUUGCUGUACCUUCGCCAGCUCCUCCCAGGACGGCGACUCCGUCUCAGCCCAGCCCCCUUGCACUGGCGCAGAAAAAGAUCAAAAAGAAGAAGAAAAAGGAAGAUGAGCCCACUAGGCUGGACCUUGCCAAUCUCAUCAAAAUUUCAGGCAUUGAUGAAGAAGACGUUAGCCCUGUGGUUGUACAAGGGCAGGCAUCGACUCAAAAUAAAACUACUUCAACUUCACCAAGGCCUUCUACUCCGAAACAGCAGUUACAGCAAGCACAAAUACAACAACACGCUAUACAGCAACAACAGCAGUUGCAACAACAGGUCCAACACAAUCAGCUUCAGUCUCAAAUUCAGAAACAGAUAAACCCGUCCCAACUUUUAGCACAAUUACAGACUCCAGCCCAGGUUGGAGGAGGCUUAAGGCUGUCUGUGGGGGAAGAUGGUACUAUGGUUGUUCAUCAAGCAGAACAGCCUACUGUUACCCCAAGUAUUGCUGCAGCGGCACAGAGUCAGUUAGCGCAGUUGAUUGCUGAACACGGUGGGCAAAUCCUGCAGACUAAUGCCAGCCUUGCUGCUAACAACACUACAAAAGAAACUGCAUUUAUGCAAUCUCUUCAAACUGCGGUUCUUCAUCUAGCAGGAUCUGGUCCUGAAGGUGUUGUGUUAAAAGGGAACCUAAAUCAAACCCCUGUAGUUGUAAACACAACAGGUAGUGGAGGUUUACGAAGAACACCUGUUGUUGUCACUCCUACCAUUCAACAAAAUGGUGUAAGGUUAGUGGCUGACCUCAACGGACAUCUUCAGCAAGCAAGCACAGCUUCAUUGACAGAACACAAUCGUUUGAUUGUGUCGGGCAUUGCACCCGCUGUACUUGAGCAAAACAGAGUACAGAUUGUCACCGGAGUACCGACUUCUACAGCCCUGUCAUUGGAGCAACAGCAAAACCGUAUAAUCGUCUCAACUGGGACACCUAAUGCAAUGCUCGCUCAACAAGGGCGAGUCCUUGUAUCAACUGGUUCCCUCGAACAACACCAAAAUAGAGUGCAGAUAGUGACUAGUACUAAUAGUGCAGUGUCUUUAACUGAACAGAAUCGUGUUAUAGUGUCAAAUGUUCCAAACAACAUGUCUCUCGACCAGCAGAAUAGGCUGCAGAUCCUCUCGGGCGUGCCCAAUUCAAAUAUGUCCUUAACUGAACAGAACAGACUACAGAUCGUAUCUGGAAUCCAAAAUUCUCUGACCGAGCAACAGAACAGAGUCAUUGUAUCUGGGGUCCAAUCGAACAUGUCGUUGGAACAACAGAACAGGGUGCAGAUUCUUUCAGGGGGCCAAAGUGCUGGCACAAUGGCCUUGGAACAAAAUAGAGUACAAAUAAUGUCUGGUGUUCAGAGCUCCCUCACUGAACAGCAGAAUCGACUGCAGAUUGUUUCCGGCGUCCCAAAUUCAAACACUCUUUCUCUUUCUGAACAAAAUCGGGUUCAUAUAGUUUCUAAUAUGCCUAAUGCAAACACUUUGUCCCUUUCUGAAAAGCAAAAUUUAGUACAGAUUGUCAAUUCUAAUAUAUCUUUAUCAGAGGAACAAAAUAGGCUACAAAUAGUUACUAGUGUGCCUACUUCCACACUAGGAGAUCAAAACAGACUUCAUUUCGUCAAUAGCAUUCCCAGUUCCAACUCCAUAUCGUUAUCAGAACAGAAUAGGGUACAACUUGUGGCAAAUGUUUCAAAUAUGGGAAAUAUGGCAAGUGUGCCUGUCUCUGCCUCAUUCCCUUUUUCAGAUCAGAAUCAUGUACAUAUUGUUACAAGUUUACCUAGUUCUCAGCACGAACAAAAUAAAAUACAUUUUUCGUCUCUUAAUAGCAAUUCAAUUAAUUUACACGAUUCAAACCAACGGCUGCAGAUCGUCACAUCUCUGCCUAACACUAUAAAUAUAGCCGAUCAUAAUAAAGUCCAAGUGGUAACCAGUUUGCCGACUUCAAACUCAAUGUUUCAUGACAACCGGAACAAAGUCCAUAUUGUUACAAGUACAACUGCAAACAGUGGUGAUCUUAAACAAAAGAACCUACUGUCAGGAUAUCACGGCGAAGAGCACAGUAACGUUCAAGUAGUGUCUGCCCUCAUUAAUAACGAAAAACUUUUAAAUUCUACAAAUGAAAACAAUAUGCGGAAUUCUGGCAAUAAUUACAAAUUUCAACAAUAUGUUAAACCUUCUGAAGUCAGGUUAACCCCACAACUUAUCCAUCAUCAAAAGGAUAAGGAAACGAUAAAAAACGAAGAGAGAGAAGAUGUUAAAUUAAGUUCCUCUAGUGAUAACCAUUUAAUUCAAACUGAAGUUCCUUCUCGAUUGCAGUAUGUUUCAAGUGGGGAAGAAGGAAGGGUACAAAUAGUAGGUGCUAAUAACCAUACAUCUGUAAUAGCUGCAUUAAACCAAGUUAGAAAUCAGCUACAUCAUCAACAACAGCAACAACUUCAACAUCAUAUGCAACAACAACACCAGCAACAACCUCCCCAGCAAAUAGUAUACGCCCAACCACAAGAGACCUCACCAAAAAUGGCAAAAUCACCCGCUCAGUUCAUUUCGCCGAGCCCGAUCAACUCUCCACCUCCUACUGCAUUCAACAACAGGCCUAAUCUAACCGUCGUCACUCAGCCGCAAAGGCAUGAGCAGACGCAUGUUAACAGCGUCCAAACGAACGUCAUGUCGACCCAAGUGAACACCAUCACCAAAGUUGACUCAAAUACAACCCCAGUUAAAACAACUCAGGCCAACAGGAGGACUUAUGACAAUGCUUUCUUAGAUAGUAUAGCUCAAGCUCACCCAAAUCUUGUGAUAAACAAAUCUCCCACUGCUAUCUCUUGUGCAAAAGUGAUGAAAGUGAAGAAACCUGUGAAAAAAGCUGCUUUAGUAAAACCAAUGAUGGCUGAAGACAGAACUGUAAUGGAAAAAGAGGACCCACCUAAUUUGAUACCUAUUAAUGUUACCACUGACCAUGUUCCUCCCGUAGUAUCCAGGGUGCAGACUGUACAACUCACACCUUUAAAACAGCAGCAAUUAAAACAAAUACAAGCACAAGUUACAGCACUCAGUGGAAACAAGACAAGGUCGCCAACUGAGCAAGCUACAUUACAAAGACUGAUUUCUGAACAGCACAAAAUUCUUCUUGGUGGGAAACUCAUACCAACGGUUCCAGGGCAACAUGCCCAGGGACUUGCUUUUGUAAAUCCUGGUGGAGGGACUUCAGUGAGACUUCUACCUGUUUCAACCCCUUCAAGGGUGUCCAAUUCAACUCAGUCUGAGGCUCCUUCGCCAACACAGUCAACUCCACCUCAACCUGUACUUUCGUCGCCACAGCAUUCCCAGCCGUCACCACCUGUGGUGACACAUGCGAACAAGGCUACCUCGCCAAUACCGCUACAGCAACAGGUAUCGACUCAAACUCCCCUUCCUCCACCUCCGCAGCCAAUAUUUUCCAAGGCCAAGAGGGCAUCAAUGAUAGAACAGCAAAUGCAGGCUGACAGACAAGGUGCCCUGGUCCCAGAUACAACAACUCCGUUUUUGAGCAAAAGCGAUGCGGUUAAAAGACUAAUUCGAUACCAUACAAUGAAUGAACCUGUUUUGAGCGAGAAAGAUCUUGAUAAAGCUGAUGAACUUUUUGAACAAACAGCGAAGCACUUAUUAGAUAAGAAAACAAACAUGUAUAACAAAUUCUCCUUUCUCAUUUUGAAGGAAAGCAUGAGGUUGCAGAAAACAAGUGAGCUUGUUUUGCUAGAGAGGUUAUUUGUCAAUGAUGAAACAGCCAGGCUGGAACAAAUCAAGGAAGAAGCAAAUCUGUUAGCAGCUUCUUCCACAAAUACAACCACCACCACCACUACUACAACUACUACGACUACUAUGACAACGAUAACAACUACCUCCUCAACUACUACAUGCUCUCAAUCAUCAAUGAAUGUGAAGAGGGAGAGGGAUGAAUUUGACAACGGCGAUUCCAAAAAGCACUGCCCUGAUGAUGAAGAAAUCAACGCGCAAGUGCAAUGUGCUAUUGACAGCAUACUGAAUCUUCAGAGGACUGAGCCAUUGGAUGAUAUAUCGGUGAAAAACUCAUAGUAAUCAGGAGCUCGAGUGCAAUUUUUUUACAUUUUUGUCACAUCAAGACCAAAACAGUAUUUUUUUUCUCAACAAGGAAAAUGGUAUUUAUUGUUAGGAUUUUGCUUCAAGGGGUAAAAAUUUUUUGGAAAUAAUUGGUAAAUUAAGAGUUUUAAAGCUAAAGUAGCAUUAUAUUUAAAUUUCCCUAUAUAUAAUGAUUAUCUGUAUAAAACAUUUGUAAUGUUUUAUUUUUUGAAGAGGGAAAACUUUUUUCUUCAUUGUAAAAGUUUUUAGGUUUUAUUUUUGUUGUAGAAUUUAUUUAUUUCUUUCGUUUUUACUAUUUAUUUUUUGAAAGAGAGCAAUUAAAAUUAAUGCUUAUAACUCAUAAGCAUCUUCGAGAACUUAUAUAAAUGUCCUGCAAGGACAUGAAAGCUAAAAUGAACAAAUUUAUAGCUUCAUGUAUUAUUUAAAAUUUUCAAUUCUGAUUAUAAGUCAAUUAGUUUAAAAAAAAUUAAAUUCAUGUUUUAUGGCAUACAAACAUAUAUCUACUUGUCCAACAUCAGAUUGAUUUUUUAGAAAAAAUAAGCUAAUUUUUAUAUGCCUACUUCAGUUAAAAUUUAUGUAUGGAAUGAAACAAAAUGAAAUAAAGCUGGAAACAUUGCUCGAUUCAAAUUUAUUAUUUAAUUAUUUAUUUUAAAUGGAAAUGUCAUUUGUGGUUGAGAUAACUUCAGUGUUUAAUAUUAUUGAAGACAAAAUUAUAAAUUUGUCACCAAGUACCUGAUAUGUCAGUCAUCUUAAAACUUGAAUGGGGCACUUGCUACUACUUUCUUCAAAACAAGCUUUAAUUUUGUCUUUGUAAGCUGGUGCUAUUUUUCUACGGAAAUGAAUUUGAAGUUUUGGUGUUGUGUGAUAGGUUUGAACCCUUUAAAGGGAUUCUAACUCAAAUGGAAAUUUUGUAAAACUUCAUUUCUUGAAUAUAUCCUGAGGAACUAAAUUAAAACAAGAAAAUGUUAUUUCAAUCACAAUCAAUUUUCCAUGUUGAAUUUAUUAUUCAAUUAGGGCUGUAUAUAUUUUUAAUUGCUCUCUUUGUUUUUUUUCAUUUUGUUUUUAUGCCCAAUUUUAUGGGUUUUCGUAUUUAUUGCUCAUUUGUUCCCUUUUGAUGAAAAUUGAAGUGCCUUUCAAAAUCAGUGUCCUUCUUUUUGGCCUCACAAUGAAUGAUUGAGGUAGUCAAAAGUCAAUUUGCAUAAAUUAAGCAAGAUAAAAGUUCGUUUUGCUAUAUAACAAAAUAAGUAAAUAAAACAGCAAAUAUCUUACCAUUUAGCCAAGAAAACUUUUUAUCUCAUGCUGGACUUUUAUUGUUUUAUUAUUUCCUGAAAAAUCUCAGUAAAUAAUUUAACAAAGAUUUUUGUUGUUGUUGUAGUAAUGUGAACCGUAAUCUUGAACAGCAAUUUAACUCCCUUAGGCAAAAAACAAAGAAAAAUGAUAAUUCUGUGCAUCUAACAUUCCCCAAAUAGCAA
Messenger RNA from Cimex lectularius (bed bug), 8680 nucleotides. Its product is annotated as myb-like protein K. The transcript has 19 exons. Lineage: Eukaryota; Metazoa; Arthropoda; Insecta; Hemiptera; Cimicidae. Gene Ontology annotation, cellular component: SWI/SNF complex. Gene Ontology annotation, biological process: positive regulation of DNA-templated transcription. The record is from RefSeq and is a predicted model, not a curated record. The coding region runs from base 3534 to 7184 and encodes 1216 amino acids.